Messenger RNA from Triticum turgidum subsp. durum (durum wheat), 603 nucleotides. The record is from the annotation of a GenBank genome assembly. Lineage: Eukaryota; Viridiplantae; Streptophyta; Magnoliopsida; Poales; Poaceae.
AUGCCUGGCGCUCGUGCCGCGGCCGUCCUGGCGCUCGCGCUCCUGCCGACGCUGGCCGCCGCCGCCAUCGAUUUCCGUCGUGAGGCCCCGCCGCCCGGUCACACGUGCGGCGCGCAGGGCACGUACGCUCCCGGCAGCGCCUACGAGACCAACCUGCGGCGUCUCGGCGCCAUCCUUCCCUCCCAGGCAAACGCGUCCUCCUGCAAGUGCUCUCCCGGCAACAACGCCGGCGAGCGUCCCGACAGGGUCAUUGCGUCGGCCUACUGCUACUGGCUCCCCGACGGGAGCUCGCCGGACUGCGGGGCCUGCAUCACGCGGGCUUUCCGGGAGGCGGAACGGCUGUGCCCGUACCACCGGCAGGCCAUGGUCGUGGUCGACGGCGGCGCGUGCAGCGUCUGCUUUCACGACGAACAGCGCAUGGAGGAGGGCAUGGGCGUCGGCCUCACCGGGCAAUUUGCACUGGAGCCAAAUGCAUCAUAUCUUGAGUUUCUAUGUCUGAAGCUGAGGUCUCUGUUAGAGAAGCAACUCUUGGAAUCACAUAACAAGAGUGAACAUUCGACCCAAACUCAAGUUUGGAAGUCACCACAACAAGCCGCUAUGUGA